AUGCAGAUGGACGGGAUGCAGACUUUGAACGAGGGAGAAAAGGAAACUAUCGUUCGCCUGAUCGCUACCAGGAGCAAAUUUAAGAGGAAGCAGAUACGGGCUCUGAUGGACGAGAUCUGUCUGGAUUACGAGCGCACGAUGUGCGAUCUCAUGUGGAGGCAAAUGAUCGACCGAAAUCCCGAAAUGUUUAAAUUCAUCUCGUGGACGCCCGGCGUAGAGGCGGAAAGGGUACCGGAGAAAGGAAAGAUCGACACGAGUAUGGAAAAUUUCACGGAAGUGUACGAGGCGAUGGCCUCCGUUGUGGAGGAAUGUAUCCACGUGUCCGAUAUGUGUCUGUUCGCUUCCAAUUUUGGGAAGCUGAUGAAGUUAUCGGAAUUCGUGGAUGUGGAAACUUUAGCCACCGUAACGGUCAUCAAGUAUCUCAAGGAACCGUGGUUGGAGAAAAUAACGCAGUCCGUGAGGCUGUGUUUGAGGGACGUCGGAAAGGGUUGGUUCAAUCUCAAGGAAACGUUCCACGACGUCUACGACGCGAUGAAACUGAAGCGUUUCAUGAACCUGAUCACUCUGCGUAUGCAGUACGCGCUACGAAUGCUCGUGGAGCGUUCGAUCGUGGUGUACAGGAAGAGUCUCGAGAAUCCUGCGCUGUGCACGUUAGACACAGACGAAUCCUUCGUUUGGGGAACGAAUCUCGUCGACAGUCGAUUCAAGUCCGUCUAUAAUCCCAUCUUCAGGGUGGAGAUUCGGAUGAAUGAGAAGGAGGCGAUCUAUUCGACGAAUCCCGACGAAUUCGUAAAAACCAUCGUGUCGUUGUACGACAACGCGCUCGCCAUGUGCCAUCAAGUACGACAAGUGCAUCCUUUCCUACUUCCGGCGCUGAAGUUUCCGUCAGACCUCUUUAUGAGCUCCGUUGGGCUACUCGAGGAUCACGUUUGCCACGUUCGAGACCGUUUGAAGCUAGCUUACCAAAAGUCCGUCAUACCCUUGAAAGCAUAUGCCAGAGAAUACCACAGGUUCUUGGACCUCUUUAAUCUCGAUGUUGCCAACUACGUCGAGGAGUAUAAGAAUGAAGAUGACCUCACAACGGCGGAUAUAAAGGAGGCAAUAGAGGCUCAGAUCGCGAUGAAAAAUAAUCUCGAGGCCAUUUUGCCCAAGUACAUCGCCAUCGGGCCGUUCCAAGUGAUCGUGCAGCCGUUGAGGGAUUUUCUUAUGCAGAAACGUCACGAUUGCAUCACCGGUUUGCUCGCCAUGCUCACGGAAAAGUUACGUACGGAGAUCGAUAGCAUUUUGGACGAGUACAGGGACAUAAGGAUCAAACUGAAGGAAGUGCCGCGUAGCAUCGAGCAUAUAUUCGACAUUCGCGAAUGGAUGGAGACCAUACCGCUUCGCGUGGAAGAACAGGAGGAAAAGAUGAACAGAUUGAAGUUCGAUUUCGACGUUCUGGACACGUUCUGGUGGAACUUGUCGGACGAGGACUUCCAGGCGAAAUGGGAGGCUGUUGGGUCUCCGCUUCAGAUUGAAUUGCAGAUCGAAGAAACUAACGAACAGUUCGUCGAGGAGCAGGAGAAGCUCUAUAAGAUCCAAGUGCAGGACGAGGUUCUGCUGAUCGAGAGGAUAGACACUCUGGUGGGCAACGUACAGAACAUAGCGCUUCAAACAGACAUCAAACGCAUACACGAGACCGCCCUCGACGUGAAACGUGUUUGGAAAGCGAUGAUGGACUGCCGGGAAAAUGGACUGCUGCUCAACCAACGACAGAAGUUGUUCGGAAUGGACGUCGUGCCGUUCGAGCAUUUGCACAAACUCAUAAGGGACUUCGAUCCCUAUAGGAGUUUAUGGGUCACCGCUUCAGACUGGCUCAGAUGGUACGAGGCGUGGGUGGAUAAUCCUCUUAUAUACGUCGACGGCAGUCAAGUGGAGAGUCUCGUUGUCGACAUGUUCCGCGAAAUGACUCGAUCCAUCAGGACGUUCCAGGAACAACCGAAGGUACAAGCGGUAGCCACGCAUAUAAGGGACCAAAUAGACGAGUUUAAACCUUACAUCGGUUUGAUACAAUCCCUUCGGGAGCCAGGAAUGAAGGAUCGCCAUUUCGAAGAAUUGAGCUUGCACACGGGAAUACAAAUGGCCCUCACACCGACGCUAACGUUCAAGAAUCUUCUGGUGCUCGGUAUCCAGGAGUUCGAGGAGGUGGUGAAAACGGUGGCCGACACGGCAGCCAAAGAGUACGCCACGGAGCAUACAUUGAACAAAAUGAUCGCUGAGUGGGCUACGAUCGCGAUGGAGAUACUCCCAUAUAAGAACACGGGCACUUACAUCAUCAAGCUCGCAGAGGAGACGAUGAUGCUCCUGGACAAUCACAUCCUGGCCGUGCAGCAGCUCAGUUUCAGCCCGUUGAAAACCGCCUUCGAGGACGAGAUAAACGAGUGGGAAUACAAGUUGAACCUAACUCAGGACGUCCUUCUUCUCUGGCUAGAAGUUCAGAGAGACUGGAUGUACUUGGAGCCAAUAUUUACUUCGGAGGAUAUCAGCAUACAGUUGCCGGCGGAAGCCAGGAAAUACAAUGCAAUGGAACGGAACUGGAGACGAAUCAUGAAGGCAGCGCACGACAAUCCUUACAUCAUCAAGAUAUGUCCGGACAAAAGUCUUCAGGAGAGCUUGCAGGAGUGCCAGAGUUUGCUGGAGGUGGUGCAGAAGGGUUUGUCGAACUAUUUGGAGAUGAAACGAAAAGUGUUCCCGCGGUUCUACUUCCUCAGCGACGACGAGCUCCUGGAGAUCCUGGCGCAGGCCAAGAACGUCCAAGCGGUGCAGCCCCAUUUGAGGAAGUGUUUCGAGGCGAUCCAAGAGGUGAGAUUUGAGGACGAUUUGCAGAUAACGAGGAUGUACUCGGCAGAGGGCGAAGAGGUGAUAUUCCGACCAUCCAUGUAUCCAUUGAGGAGCGUGGAGUAUUGGAUCGGUGAUUUGGAGAAGGUGAUGCGUAAUACGAUCAGAGAGAUAAUCCAAGAAGCUUUGAGCGUUAUCGAUUCGAUACCGAGGAAAGAAUGGGUCUACAUGUGGCCGGGACAGGUAACUCUUUGUUGCGGUCAAACAUAUUGGACCGCCCACGUUGAAGACGGGAUCCUGAAGAACAAACUUCGAGCUUACUUCGAUGAGCUACUAGACCAGCUCGACGAUCUACGCGAGCUGGUGCGCGGUCCACAAACCGAAAUCCAGAGGCUGAUGCUGGAAGCCGUGAUCACGAUCGAAGUGCACGCUAGGGACGUUCUACACACGUUGGUCGAAGAGAGGGUAUCGAACGUCAACGACUUCGAUUGGAUAUCGCAAUUGCGAUAUUACUGGGUGGACGAUAGCGAGCUCAAAGUGCGCGCGGUAAACGCCGAAUUUCCCUACGGAUACGAGUAUCUGGGGAACACUGGCAGAUUGGUGAUCACGCCACUAACCGAUCGAUGUUAUCUGACCCUAACCGGUGCUCUGCACUUGAAAUUUGGCGGCGCGCCAGCCGGUCCAGCCGGAACCGGAAAGACGGAAACCGUGAAGGACCUCGCGAAAGCGUUCGCGAUCCAGUGCGUAGUUUUCAAUUGUUCGGACCAAUUGGACUUCAUGUCGAUGGGGAAAUUCUUCAAGGGCCUCGCCAGUGCAGGCGCGUGGGCGUGUUUUGAUGAAUUCAACAGGAUCGAUAUCGAGGUUUUAUCGGUGAUAGCUCAGCAAAUCAUGACGAUACAACAAGCUCAACAGUUGCGAGUUGAUACGUUCGUCUUCGAAGGAGACGAAAUCGUCUUGAAGCCAUCUUGCUCGGUUUUCAUCACCAUGAAUCCCGGUUACGCUGGUCGCACCGAAUUACCAGACAAUUUGAAGGCUUUGUUCCGACCUGUCGCCAUGAUGGUACCCGACUAUGCUCUAAUUGCUGAAAUAUCGCUGUUCUCUUAUGGUUUCAGCGACGCGAAAGUUUUGGCUGGCAAAAUAACAACAACGUUCAAAUUAAGUUCGGAACAAUUAAGCACACAGGAUCAUUACGACUUCGGUAUGCGGGCGGUGAAGACGGUCAUAGCCGUCGCGGGUAAUUUAAAAAGGGAACAGAGAGAUCUGAACGAGCAGCAGAUCUGUUUACGAGCGCUACGUGAUGUAAACGUUCCGAAGUUUCUGAAAGACGAUUUAACAUUGUUUAACGGUAUUGUGUCCGACCUAUUUCCGCGACUCGAGGAGAAAAAAGUGGACUACGGGAUCCUGGAAGCGGAGAUACGCGCGACCAUCGUACGAAUGGGUCUGGAGGAAAUCGAUGAGUUCGUGAGAAAAGUUAUCCAGCUGUACGAAACAACGGUGGUGCGACACGGAUUGAUGCUCGUGGGUCCAACUGGGUCGGCGAAGACGAAGUGCUAUCAAGUUUUGAAAGAAGCCUUUACGAAAUUGAGGGGCAAGCUGCAACCUAGCGGCAGACCAUUCACGACGGUGUACACUUACGUGUUGAAUCCGAAAUCGAUCACUAUGGGACAGCUCUACGGUGAAUACGAUCUGAAUACGCGUGAAUGGACCGACGGUAUUUUCUCGACGCUUUUGAGGGCUGGGAUAGCUGUGGACGACGACAAUAGACGCUGGUACGUGUUCGACGGGCCUGUGGACGCUGUGUGGAUCGAAAAUAUGAACACUGUGCUGGACGACAACAAGAAACUCUGUUUAACGUCCGGCGAAAUAAUGAAAAUUCUACCGACGAUGACGAUGAUGUUCGAAGUCGCUGAUCUGAGGGUUGCCUCGCCAGCCACGGUCUCCAGAUGCGGUAUGGUGUACUUGGAACCAGAGGGUCUGGGCCUCGAACCGAUAAUUAAUUGCUGGCUGAAAUCCCUGCCUCGGAACAUGAGCAAUCACGUGGACAGAAUCGACGAAUUGACGGGUCACUAUUUACUUCCGGGCCUGAAGGUUCUACGUAACAGCUUACGAGAGAUCGUCAGCACCGUGGAUUGCGGAAUGGUGCAAUCCUACAUAAAUCUGAUGAACUUUCGUAUCGGCCCAAUGGCUGGUCGCGAAGGAAAACCUCCACCGGCCGCCGCUUUUCAAGAGCUCAUUCCCAACUUGCUUUCGCCGUGGGCUGCUUUCGCGACAGUUUGGAGCGUGGGAGGGAGCAGCGAUUACAAUAGUCGUCGAAUAUUCAGCGAGUGGAUCAAAGGAAUGCAAAAAACCCAUCAACACGAUUUACCGUUCCCAGACGACGGUUUGGUAUUCGAUUACAGGCUACACGACGGUGGUUUUACCGAUUCGAUCGACAGUCAGGAACCCGUUCCACCCAGAUGGGAGAAAUGGUUGGACGAUAUUCCGUCGAUCACGAUUACGCCGGACACGAGAUACGCAGACAUCGAAGUACCAACGAUGGACAGCGUCAGAAGCGCGACACUGAUGGGUUAUUUGCUGAUCAACGAUUCGAACGUGCUGUGCGUUGGACCAACCGGAAGUGGAAAAACCUUAACCGUGUCCGGCAAAUUAUCGAGGGACAUGCCCAAGAGAUUCAUUUGCGAUUUUAUUACGUUUUCCGCCCGAACCACAUCCAAUCAAACCCAGGAUCUGAUCGACGAAAAGUUAAUCAAGAGACGCAGGGACGUUUAUGGGCCGCCGCUCUUAAGGAAACAAGUUUUCUUCGUCGACGACUUGAACAUGCCCGCCCUCGAUACGUACGGUGCUCAGCCACCUAUCGAAUUGAUUCGUCAAUUUAUGGAUUUUCGAGGGUGGUACGACUUGAAGGAGAUCGGAUCGUUCAGACAAAUCGAGGACGUAAAUUUCGUGGGGGCGAUGGGACCACCGGGUGGCGGUAGAAAUCCAGUAACCGCUAGACUGUUGCGACAUUUCCAUUUCGUUGCGUUCCCGGAAAUGGAGGACGACGCCAAGAAACACAUCUUCGGGACAAUUUUGAACUCGUGGCUGUCCGCGACUAAGGGCUUCGCAGACAUGCUGAACACGUUCGUGGACACGACGUUGAACUUGUUCACCACUAUAUGCAACGAGCUGCUGCCAACACCGGACAAGUCCCACUACACGUUCAAUCUACGAGAUCUCAGCAAAGUGUUUCAAGGGAUGCUCAUGAUGGAUCCAAAGAAAAUCGAGCAUCGAGAGAAAUUGUUGCUGCUUUGGUACCACGAGAAUCUGAGAGUGUUCAGCGAUCGUUUGGUGAACGACACCGACCGAAAAUGGUUCGACGAUCUUCUGCGAAGUAUCAUGAAGGAUACGUUCCAAUGCGAUCCCCAAGUGGUGAUCGGCGACUCGGUGUUAUUUUACGGUGACUUUUGCGGGCUAAGCAAACAGUACGAGCAGAUAACCGACACGAAGAAAAUGGAAAAGAUAUUGGAUGAAUUUUUGGAGGAUUAUAACGCGUCGACCACGUCCCCCAUGAACCUGGUGCUUUUCCAAGACGCGAUAGAUCAUAUCUGCAGGAUCAAUCGAAUCCUACGGCAGCCCCGUGGAAACGCCCUACUUUUGGGGAUGGGAGGAUCAGGUCGCCAAAGUUUAACGAGGCUCGCCACACACAUGCAGGACUACAAUUGUUUUCAAAUAGAACUUAGCGGCGCUUACACCACCAACGACUGGCGCGACGAUAUUAAAAACACGAUGAUGAAGGCUGGAGUCCAGAAUCAAUUUAUGGUCUUUUUGUUCUCGGACACGCAGAUAAAGGACGACGCCAUGCUGGAGGAUCUGAACAGCGUUUUAAAUAAUGGCGACGUACCGAACAUAUACCAAAUGGAAGAGAUGGAGAAGAUAUUUCAUUCGAUGCGCGGAGCGGUCCAAGAGGCUGGCUUGCAAAUUAAUAGAAGCAACCUUUUCUCCGCCUACGUGAAGACGGUUCGGAACAAUUUACAUGUCGUCAUCACGAUGAGUCCCAUUGGAGAAGUUUUCCGUGCCCGUAUCAGACAGUUUCCGGCUUUGGUGAACUGCUGCACGAUCGAUUGGUUUUGCCCGUGGCCAGAAGCUGCACUUCAGAGCGUCGCUAUGGGAUUUCUGUCCGACAUCAAAGACGAGUCCAUCACCGAAGAUAUUCUGCGAUCGAUUGUAAGAAUGUGCCAAUACAUGCAUUCCAGCGUGAUAGACGCGAGCGAUCUCUUCCUUAAGGAAUUGGAUCGACACAACUAUGUUACACCUACGUCGUAUCUGGAAUUACUUUCCGGUUACGGGGAUCUUCUGAGAAAAAAGAAAAACGAGCUACAGUCAGCGGAAAGUCGUCUGUCAACAGGUCUAGACAAGCUGGCAAGCGCGGAGGUCGAGGUGAAAAAGAUGCAGGAACUAUUGAGGAACAUGAAACCGCAAUUGGAAAAAGCAGCGGCGGAAACGGCUAAAAUGAUCGAAAGAAUCACCCACGACACAAUCGAAGCUGAGGAGACGAGAGCAAAGGCAAAGGAACAAGAAGACGUAGCUGCGAGGAUGAAAGUGGAGAACCAAAAGAUCCGAGACGACGCAGAGGCAGAUUUAAGUCUAGCCCGUCCGAUGUUGAUUGCCGCCGAGAAAAGCUUGAAAGCCCUCAACAGAAACGACAUCACGGAAGUGAAGGCGAUGAGACGACCACCGGUUGGUGUACUAUUGGUGAUAGAAGCUAUUUGUAUCAUAAACAAUGUGAAACCAAUCAAGGAAAAGGCGUGCUUUGUUCCAAUAUUUUCGUGUAUUCUGUUAUUCGUCAAUUUGCAAAUGGAAAUUCUAGUGGUGUCCUUUUCCGCGCAGAAAGGCGAAGGAAAAUUCAGUACAGAGGUGAAAUUAGAUUAUUGGACGCCAGGUAGUCUAAUGUUGUCGGAUCCAGGCCACUUCUUGCACACCAUGGAGAAUUACGACAAGGAAAAUCUCACAGAGGAAAUGAUUACUAAGCUGAAGGUCUACGUAGAGAACCCUGACUUCCAACCAGCAAAGAUCGAAUACGUGUCGAAAGCCUGCUACUCGCUGUGUUUGUGGGUGCACGCGAUGUACAACUACUAUUUCGUGAACCUGAAAGUAAAACCAAAGAUGGAAGCGUUGGCCAAAGCCGAGGAAGCACUAGAGGAAACGGAAAGAACCUUGUUGGCCGCAAUAGAAAGGCUAAGACAAGUGGAGGAGGGUAUAGAGAAGCUGCGAAAUCUCUUACGCGUGGGGGAGGCGAAAAAGGCGGAACUCGAGAGGCAAAAGCAGCUUUGCGAGGAUAGAAUGGGGAGGGCCGUGAGACUGAUAGUCGGUCUGGCUGGGGAGCAGAAACGCUGGUUGUCGACGGUGGAUGACAUAAAUACAUCCUUGAAGAACGUCGUUGGUGAUAUCUUACUCGCUUCCGGCGCGAUAGCUUAUUUGACGCCAUUCACGGACAAAUACCGGGUGACGCUUUUGACGUCCUGGCAAAAACUGCUCGAGAACGUGCCCCACACGCCAGGCAGCGACCCCGUGUCGACCCUGGGUGACGAGGUGGAGAUAAGAAAAUGGCAGAUCGAGGGCUUACCCAGAGACACAUUGUCCGUGGAAAACGCCGUACUGGCGAUGCACUCGAACCGCUGGCCUCUUUUUAUCGACCCCCAAGCGCAGGCAAACAAGUGGAUACGUUCUCUGUACAAGGACAACGGGAUAUCCAUCGCGAAAAUGGCUGAUAAAGACAUUCUACGCGUUUUGGAGUCCUGCGUACGAUUCGGGAGAGCCUGUCUCAUAGAAAACGUCGGCCUCGAGCUCGAGGCUGGCUUGGAUCCCAUACUGAUGCGAUCGUUGUUCGAGCACGGCGGUCUAAUGUGCGUUAAAAUCGGAGAAAACAUCGUUCCGUACAACGCAGAUUUCCGUCUGUUUCUCACCACGAGGCUUUCGAAUCCCCAUUACACGCCGGAAGUCUCGGUGAAAAUCUUGCUGGUGAACUUUGCUCUCACCACCACUGGCCUGGAGGAUCAGAUGCUAUCUUUGGUCGCCAUUCAAGAACGGCCGGACCUUGAGCAAACAAGAAACGCCCUGAUCGUAUCCAACGCUGAAAUGAGAAGGGAAUUGCAGGAAAUAGAAGACAGAAUUCUCUACAGGUUGUCGGUAUCGGAAGGUUCUGCGGUCGACGAUAUGGAUCUCAUCCUCACUUUGGAGGCGUCCAAAGUUAAAAGCGAAGAGAUCAAGGUAAAAAUGCACGAGGCAGAGAUCAUUCAAGCAGACAUAGAGAUAACCAGAUCGUUGUACAUCCCCGUCGCAGUCCGGGGACGGAUACUCUUUUUUUGUCUGUCCGAUUUGCAAUACGUCGACACUAUGUACCAGUACUCUUUGGAAUGGUUCGUCGAGAUUUUCAACAACAGUAUAAUCGCGACCGAAAAGAGCGACGAUAUCGAACUUCGAGUCAUGGGGAUUAAUCAUCAGUUCAUGUUCUCCCUAUUCUCGAACGUCUGCCGCAGCCUGUUCGAGAGGCACAAAUUGCAUUUUGCGUUUCUGGUCUGCGCACGAAUCCGAAUGAACGACAAAUCAAUCGACGCGACGGAAUGGAGACACUUUUUAGCAGGACCAGAACCUCUGGAGGACAGACCGAAUCCAUCACCAGAAUGGAUAACUCCGCGUUGCUGGAAAGAGAUCCAGGCGCUCGAGAGCCUUCCAAAGUUUGGCAACUUCAUCGAGUCCUUCCAGCGGUCGCUGACCCAAUUCAAAACAGUAUUCGACGCGCAAGAAGCGCAUCUAGCUCCGUUGCCAGAGCCGUGGGACACCGAAUUAGACGACUUUCAAAAGAUGUUGAUUUUGAAGUGUUUACGUCCCGACAAAGUUACAAAUGCGAUGCAACUUUACCUUGCCAAGCAUCUGGGUCGGGAAUUCGUCGAACCACAAACCACGGAAUUAUCCGCUGUUUAUAACGAAUCCUCGCCAACUACGCCUAUUGUUUUCAUUUUGUCUACCGGCACGGAUCCAGCGGCCGAAUUGUACAAGUUCGCGGACAGAUUAAAAAUGGGGACCAAACUGCACGCGAUUUCUCUCGGGCAGGGUCAAGGACCAAGAGCAGAGGCCUUGCUAAAACUGUCGUCUGAACAGGGAUGUUGGUGUUUCUUCCAAAACUGCCACUUGGCACCAAGUUGGAUGCCAGAACUAGACACGCUGGUGGAAACAUUGGGAAGGGGAAAGAGUCAUCCGGAUUUCCGCUUAUGGUUGACUUCGGCGCCGUCUCCGGAUUUCCCCGUUAGCAUACUUCAAAACAGCACUAAAAUGACGAUCGAGCCCCCCAGAGGCGUAAAAGCAAACAUGUUUCGCGCCUAUCUGACGCAAGUGAUCGAAAUGCAAAGCUUCCUCCUAUCCGAUCACGCGAAAGUCCCGCAAUUCAAAUGGCUGGUAUUUUCUUUGUGUCUAUUCCACUCGGUUCUCCUCGAAAGGCGAAAAUUCGGACCUUUGGGAUUUAAUAUACCGUACGAAUUCACCGAUGGCGACUUGACCAUAUGCAUAUCUCAACUCCACAUGUUUCUUUUAGAAUAUGAAACUGUGCCAUUUAAGGUCCUUAUAUACACUGCCGGCCACAUCAAUUACGGUGGACGAAUAACAGACGACUGGGAUCGUCGAUGCGUUUUAACUAUCCUCGAGGACUUCUAUAAGCCUGAAAUCCUCUCAGAAUCCUAUACGUUCGACGAAGAAGGGCACUACUAUCAAUUGCCGGACGUGGCCACGUUCGAAGAGUAUAUCGACUACAUAAAAACAUUCCCUUUGAACGACGAGCCCUCGAUGUUCGGAAUGCAUCCAAACGCGGACAUAAGUUGCGCUCAGGCAGAGACUUACGCCUGCCUCGAUACACUUCUUGCACUUCAGCCUCGCCAAGUCGGGAUCGCAGCUGCGAGCACCGAAGAAGUCACCACUCAAUUAGCCCACGAUAUGUUGGCAGAGAUGCCAAAAACAUUCGACCUGGCGGCUAUGCAAUCGAAGUACCCAGUUUUGUACGAAGAGUCAUUCAACACUGUGUUGCUACAGGAAGCGAUACGUUACAACGGGCUGUUGGAAGUGGUAAAGACAACAUUGGUGGACCUAUUGAAAGCCUUGAAGGGUCUGGUCGUGAUGUCCCAGCAUUUAGAAACUGUAUCGAAUAGCUUGUAUAACAACAGAAUUCCAAAAGUUUGGCAAGACAAAGGCUACCCUUCCCUGAAACCGCUCGGUGCUUGGUUCCUCGACCUGAAGGACCGAAUCGCGUUUUUGAGGUCUUGGGAAACUCAUGGCAUACCCGCAGCAUUUUGGAUUUCUGGUUUCUACUUCCCACAAGCAUUCCUAACUGGUACCCUGCAGAAUUUCGCACGAAAUCACGUUAUUUCCAUCGACACUAUUGAUUUCAGCUUCCAGGUAUUGAGUGCAAUGCCAACAUACAGACCCAGAGAUGGUUGUGUUAUUUAUGGUCUGUUCCUUGAGGGUUGUCGAUGGGACAAGAAUUACUUAAAUGAAUCCCUUCCAAAGGAGCUGUACACCAAUAUGCCUCCAAUUCUACUCCUGCCAGAAGUAUAUCAUCAAACCCCCAAAGGAAUUUAUUCCUGUCCUGUUUACAAAACUAUUAACAGAGCAGGAACAUUGAGCACAACCGGACACUCUACCAAUUUUGUUUUGGCAAUGGAAAUUCCUAGUAGAAAACCUCAAGCUCAUUGGAUCAAAAGAGGUGUAGCAUUGUUUUGUGCCCUGGACUAUUAA
This is a messenger RNA of Colletes gigas, 11577 nucleotides long. RefSeq names its product dynein axonemal heavy chain 1-like. The transcript has 56 exons. Gene Ontology annotation, biological process: microtubule-based movement. Bases 1 to 11577 code for a protein of 3858 amino acids. NCBI's taxonomy places the organism in Eukaryota, Metazoa, Arthropoda, Insecta, Hymenoptera, Colletidae. Gene Ontology annotation, molecular function: dynein intermediate chain binding; ATP binding; minus-end-directed microtubule motor activity. Gene Ontology annotation, cellular component: dynein complex. The record is from RefSeq and is a predicted model, not a curated record.